Molecule: messenger RNA, 6264 nt
Organism: Cuculus canorus (common cuckoo)
Lineage: Eukaryota; Metazoa; Chordata; Aves; Cuculiformes; Cuculidae
Gene: IKZF4
Product: IKAROS family zinc finger 4
Exons: 9
Coding region: 2905-4521 (538 amino acids)
Biological process (GO): regulation of transcription by RNA polymerase II
Molecular function (GO): RNA polymerase II cis-regulatory region sequence-specific DNA binding; DNA-binding transcription factor activity
Source: RefSeq, a predicted model, not a curated record
GGGGCCCGGGCUCCGCAGGUGAAGCCGCCGAUGGAGCGGGGGCCGCGGCCCUGAGCCCCCCCCGGGGGGGCCUCCCCGCGCCCCGCCGCAAAGCACCUUAAAGAUGGACAUAGAAGACUGCAAUGGCCGAUCUUACAUAUCCGGGUGAAGAGGGGGAUCGGAGCCGGACCGUGUGCAGAUUUAGAAGCAGCAAAGGUAGAGGAGGUUCCCUCGUCUCUUGGCGAGCCCGGUGAGCUGUGGGGCUGGGAGCCGGGAUGAGUGGCUCAGUGGGGUCGCAGGGCAUGGAUUGAAGCCCGUUAGGAGGUGAAGAGGAUCCCAGCGGCUCCGAGGAGCGGCUGCGGUGACCAGGAGUUGGAGAGUGGCCAGAGCUGCUCAGGCAGAAAUCCAUGUUACAGAAAUCCUGUUACAGCCCACCCAUCCAACGCGGCUCCUCCUCGGAGUUUCUGUGUGCUGCUGCUCCUGUGAGGAUUUCCUCUGCUUUCGGAGGAUCCCUGCUCGGAAUUAGGUGCUUGGCUCCCCUUGAGGUGCUCGCUGCAGUUUGUCGCUUGGGUUGGGUUGCCAGGAUGGCUCCACUGAAUAACAAAACACUUCCCUGGAGCUGGUGGAUCGCGCUGUGCCAGGGCUUCCUCAGCCUCACUUGGCUUUCUGCCCCGCGGAGCCGCGUCUGACUUGGUCUGGGCUGGAUCAGCAACCUGUUCUCCUGCCCUCACCGCGGGAUCCUGCUCUCCCUGCACUCCAAUCCUCUCCUUGGGAUGCCGAGCGCCCUCGGAGGCCGGCCUCGUGCUGCCUGUCCAUGUCAGAGGCUGCCAGAAGGCUGGGGGUGUUCUCAGCUGCCCCUGCUGCCUGCGACAGCCCAGGUGCAUCCAAAGCAGCGCGGCCAGCAGGGAGGGAGGGGAUUCUGUUCCUCUCUGGGAGACCUUAUCUGGAGGAUUGGGUCCAGUUCUGGAAUCCUCAACAUAAGAAGGAGAUGGAGCUGCUGGAAUGGGUCCAGAGGAGGCUCCAAGGAUGCUGCAAGGGUUGGAGAACCUCCUGUGCAAGGACAGGCUGAGAGAGUUGGGGUUGUUCAGCCUGGAGAAGAGAAGGCUCCGAGGAGAUCUCAUAGCGACCUUCCAGUACCUGAAGGGGCUCCGGGAAAGCUGGAGAGGGGCUGUUCAUAAAGGCUGUGGGGAUGGGACGAGGGGGAACGGGGAUGAACUGGAGAGGGGCAGAGUUAGACUGGACAUGAGGAAGAACUUCUUCCCCAUGAGGGUGGGGAGGCCCUGGCCCAGGUUGCCCAGGGAAGCUGUGGCUGCCCCAUACCUGGAGGCGUUCCAGGCCAGGUUGGAUGGGCCUUGGGCAGCCUGAUCUGGUGGGAUGUUGGAAUUGGAUGAUCUUUAAGGUCCCUUCCAACCCAAACUAUUCUAUGAUUCUUUCCCCCCUCUUUUAUCUGGGUGCCUGGGAGCAGGAUUAACCACUGAGCUUCUUGGAUAACUGGGCUGCAGACAGACGAACCAUCUCUUGUGCGACGUACAGGUUUCCACUUGUUUUUUUAGAGCAAACAACGUGACCCAGUAUUUCCUGAACUCUCCAGGCUGAGAAAUUAUUGGGGAGGGAGAUUGCGGACGGGCUGUCGACGCUUUGGCGCUGGCUGCUCCCAGGGGUGGGAUCGUGCUUCAGCUGCCUGCCUGCCUUCCCGGGGCUCCGAGCCAUCGCGGGAGCUGCUCUUGGGGUUCCAGUGUCGGCCCCGCUGCUGCACGGAGGUAAAAACCCCGGCCCCGUGUCUGGGAGGCUUUCCAGAGCGGGGAUCCUGGCUGAGUCCGUGCGGUUCCACGUGGGUUCGAUGCUGAUCCCUCUCGGGUAGCAGAGGCACUCGGCACGACGAAGGUUUGCACCGGCCUCACACCAGGAUUGGCUCUGUUGUCCUUUGGGGCUUCCAGGCAGGAGGCUGGGGAUGGGUUGGGAUUAGAAGGAUCUUGUGGGAUCCAGAGGAGGAGCUGAGCUGUGAGUUGGAAACAGGAUGCCGUGCCCUGCCUUUAGACUUGAAGGGAGUGCGGAGAAUCCGAGGGGUUUUCUCCUUAAAGUGUAAAUUAGUUUGGGGUUUUUAAUCUUUCUUCGACGCAUCGGAGACUGGCAGCAGGAUCUUCCCGCUGUCAGCAUUCCCUGGAUGCUCUGGUAGUGAGCCCUGAUCCCACCUUCGGGGUUAACUGGGACCCAGGGGACUUUUAAGGGUAGGAACAGCGUCUUGAGGUGAGCUCACCUGGAAACGCUUCCUUACGGUGCCCUGCAGCUCCGGCGUGAGGCCGUGGGCUCCGGCUCUUUGGUACGGAUAUGCCAGUGUACGCCGUGUUGGGAAAACGGGAGGUGCCACUCGGGGCUGAGCGUCUGCUCCAGAGCUGCCGGGCUGUGCCGGGAGCUGACUCUGGAUGCACUGGGAAGCUGCGGGAGUUUAACAGGAGACAUUUCUUCUCUGGUUCUGGAGCUGAGGACGAGGGCUUUGGUGUCCCCAUCCCAUAUGGAUGCAGGAGGCUCGGAACCCCAAUCAGCUGAUGUUGAUGAUGCCAAUGCCGUUCUCCCUCCAGUCAUCGGAAUCCCCCCCCCAAUACUCCGUGUCCCGUGCCUGGUUGUGGAGCCCGUGGGCAGCAGCUGCGUUGCGAGGGCGGAGCAGAGACCCUGCAGCAUCCCUGCUCCCAUCCCUGCUCCCAUCCCUGCCCACUCUCUCCCCAGAGCAUCAUCCCCCGCCGGCUCCGUACUGCUCCAAGCUCUCCGAAGGCCACGGCCGCGUGUCCGCGCUCCGGGGAGCGGUGCAGCCCUGGUUCCCGCUCGCCCUGCCACUUGACUGUAAAAUGACGGUCGUUUCCCUCGCUUCCAGGAAUCUGCUCUUCCUGGAAGGUGAGUGGCUGCGUGCGCCCUGCCAGCGACGCAGACAUGCACGCGCAGCCGGGGCUCCAGCGCUGUUUCCAAGGAGUUGGCUGUGAUAACACUCCAGGGUAUCUCCAGCAAGGCAGUGGGGAUUCCUCUCUGGAGAAGGAGUUCAGCUCGGCGAUCGUGGGACCCACGGUGAGCACUCCCAACAGCCAGCACUCCUCCCCGAGCCGCUCUCUCAGCGCGAACUCCAUCAAAGUGGAGAUGUACAGCGAUGAGGAGGGCAGCCGGCUGCUGUCGCAGGACGAGCGGAUGCUGGAGAAGGAGGAUAGCGUCAUUGUGGAGGACUCGCUCUCGGAGCCCCUGGGCUACUGUGACGGGACGGGCCAGGAGCCGCACUCGCCCGGCGGCAUUCGCCUGCCCAACGGCAAACUCAAGUGCGAUAUCUGCGGGAUGGUUUGCAUCGGCCCCAACGUGCUGAUGGUGCACAAACGCAGCCACACCGGAGAAAGGCCUUUCCACUGCAACCAGUGCGGAGCUUCCUUCACCCAGAAGGGAAACCUCCUGCGCCACAUCAAGCUUCACUCCGGCGAGAAGCCCUUUAAGUGUCCCUUCUGCAACUACGCCUGCCGCAGGAGGGACGCGCUCACCGGCCACCUGCGGACACACUCCGUCUCCUCCCCCACGGUCGGCAAACCCUACAAGUGCAACUACUGCGGCCGGAGCUACAAGCAGCAGAGCACGCUGGAGGAGCACAAGGAGCGCUGUCACAGUUACCUGCAGAGCCUCAGCACGGAGCCGCAGCCACUGCCCGGCCAGCAAGGUGACGAGAUGCGAGACCUGGAGAUGGUGCCGGACUCCCUGCUUCACCCCUCGUCCGAUCGGCCGACGUUUAUCGACCGGUUGGCCAACAGCCUCACCAAACGGAAGCGAUCGACACCUCAGAAAUUCGUGGGGGAGAAGCAGAUGCGAUUCACCCUCUCCGACCUCCCCUUCGACGUGAACUCCGGCUUCGAGAAGGACGUGGAGAUGGUGUCGGCCCACCACCCCCUGGACCCCUCCUACGGCAGCUCCCUCUCCAUGAUGGGGGGGGAGCACCUCCGCCCCCUCCGGCUGCCCCCCACAAACUGCAUCUCGGAGGUCACCCCCGUCAUCAGCUCCGUCUACACCCAGAUCCAACCUCUGCCGGGCCGGCUGGAGAUGCCGGCGAGCCGGGAAGCUGCCGAGGGGCACGAGGAUGUGCCGGACGGGGUGCCAGUAGUAUUCCGGGGCCGGGAACAAGGCGCCUCGCCCACCAACGGCUGCCAGGACUCGACGGACACGGAGAGCAACCACGAAGAGCGGAGCUCGCAGCUGCCGACGGGGAACUGCGCCAGCAGCCGCCAGAGCCCAGCCUACGCCAAAGAGGACCCCAAGGUGCCGGAGGGGCCCCCGGCCGCCCGUUCCACCCCCAGCGCCGCCAAAGAAGCCCUGCGGGUGCUGAACGAGGACGGGGAGCAGAUCAGGGCCUUCAAGUGCGAGCACUGCCGCAUCCUUUUCCUGGACCACGUCAUGUUCACCAUCCACAUGGGCUGCCACGGCUUCAGAGACCCUUUCGAAUGCAACAUCUGUGGCCACCACAGCCAGGACCGGUACGAGUUCUCCUCCCACAUAGUGCGGGGCGAGCAUAAAGUCGGCUAAAAAAAAAAACCCCUUUUCCCUCCUCCUCCCUGUCCCGCUCCGCUCCUCCUCUGGCUCUGGCUCGGCCCCUCCAACCCUCCGGGCGCGGAACUGUUGGUUUUUCUUUUCUACUCCUUUGCACUGACUUUGGCUACAAAAAUAUUUAAAAAAAAAAAAUCAAUAACUAAAAAAAAACCAAAAAAACAAAAAAAAAAACAACAAAAAACCACAAACUGGCCCCGGCGAGGGGAGCUCUUAACGAUUUGCCUUUUUAUAAACGGAGUUAUUUAAGUAUUAACAGACUUUUUUGUGCUUUUCCCCCCCCUCCUCUCACCUCCCUCCGUUAUUUAUUGAGCUUUUUAGUUGCUCUUUUUAUAAAUCUCUUUAUUUUUACCCCCCCCCUUCCCUCAAAAGUCUCACUUGAAUUUCUGAGACUCCUCUGAGCUCCGAGCCCUUUCCUUGGUGCGAGCCCGGCGUCGCCGUUGGCGCUCGCGGCCGACUCGAACCUCACAUUCGGUGCUAUAAUCCCACGGGAUUCCUCGCUCCGUUGGCCGUGACCCCCUUCCCCCCGAGCUUUAAGGAGUUCAAAUCACGGAGCGUAAAGCAGGAAUCCCCUUCUCCCGCCGUGUCCGGAGCCCCCGGGGGCAACGGGGGCCGCGACAUCCGGCUUAAAUGAAGGAACCGCGAGCCAGGGCCGUGGCGAGCGGCCGGGCGACGGCGUCUCCUCCUCCUUGGCACAGGCCAGUACCUCCAGCCCGCGCUGCUGCUCCACCAGACCCCCAGCCCGGACCCCCCGGUUGCUCCCGCCGGCGUUCCCGGUGAUCGGCACGGUCUCCCCAUGGUCCAGUGUGGUUUCUCUCUUGCUCGCACGGGACCGGAGCUUUGCCGUCGCUCCUGCUGGGCUCGCAGGGGCCGAUUGCCAGCCGGUUUUCCGGAGCGAGACUUCCAGACGAGUCCGGAGUUGGGGAUCCCCCAGGAUGGUUUCCACGCCAGAAGGGAUUUACGGGGCCGAGGCACGGCCGCUAGAACCAAAAAUGAAGUGUGAGCCGGGGGGGGGCUGUUGUGGCCAAACCGUUGGCCGCUCGGUGGCUCCCGAGGCAGCGGGGACCCCCCCCCCCGGGACCCCACUUCCCAGCCAGGCUGCAUAACCCACCCCUCAGCCGCCCCGGGCGCUCCUGAGGUCCAAACCAAAGGUUGAUCCUUUUUCUACGGACACAAACGCAACACCUCAGCGGCGGCCGCUCCGCUGCCCCAACGCCCUGCCCUUCCUUACCAACCAGUUUCAUUCCCUCGUCUCCCGCUUUCCCACCGCCGGCGUGGGGCGAGCGGACGGCGCAGCCGGGGCUCAGCUCCCCCCUUCCCGGCGGGACAACCUGAACCCCGAGCACGACAAAAAAAAAACCCUAAAAAGGGUUUUGAUUCUUUCCUCCCGAGCUGCGAUGGAGGCUUUGCCCCUUUCUCACCGCUCUGGGGUUUGGGUUUGUUUUUUUUUUUUCCUUUUCCGUCUCUUUUUCUUUUUUUGCUGUCAAAGAGUCUAAACCGAAAAUGUAGAAAUUUUGUAACCCUCCCGGUCGCUUUUCCCUGUAAAUAUCUCUAUUUUUUAAUCAGAUGUCUGAACAAACGAGGAUGUGCAAUACCCCGACCCCGUCGCCCUCCCGAACGAGUUUUCAGUUGUAGAGCGUUCAUGGCUUUGCUGUCGUCUUUGUUUUUCCCCCUUUUUCGUGAGGUUCCACUCGCUUUUGGACACCCCCCCCUCCUCUUUGU